CUUCAAACUUGCCGUCGCUCUGUUACCAGUCUGAUCCCAGUCGCACAGUCUGUUGUUUUUUCCUCCUUCCUCGGGAUUUGAAUUUUUUAAAGUGACAAACUGCUUUUAGUAAUGUGUUAAAGAGUGCGGCUCGGCGGCUCUACACCGGGAGGAAUUACCGUGUUUUCUUCGUCUUUGGUUGAAAAACAGCGGGGGGAAAUGUCCAGCUGAGGGUUGGAAAUCCUGAAAACCGCAGGGCCUGUUUUUGUAAUGAUUGAUCAAGGCUUCGACAAUGGCGGUAAAGGCAAAAGUUUUAUAUGAUUUCACUGCUGAGCCUGGAAACAACGAGUUGACGGUGAAAGAAGGCGAGACAGUCACUAUCACCAAUCAGAAUAUUGGAGGCGGCUGGAUUGAAGCACAGAACUCCAGAGGGGAUAUUGGACUGGUGCCGGAAGACUACAUUGAGGUCAGUAAGCAGUUUCCAUCAUUCCCAGGAACAGGAGUCCCAGCACCUACGUCGAGUGUUGGAAAUGAAGCAUAUCAAGACCUCUCCAUCUUUGAUGCCUACGCUCCCCAACCAACACCUGCACAAAACCUGGUGGAUGCUGGGGGCUUAAGUCCCCAGCCGGACACCCCUGACACCCCAGUUUCCCCCUACCUUUCGUCCCCCGAUGAGGCUAGUAACGGUAAUGAUCCCUGGUCAGUGUGGAACGCAGAGAACUCGAGCGGCGCAAACAACAACAACUGGGCAUCCAAUCCAGAGGGCACCCAGACGGGGAGGAACGCUGCUGACCCCUGGGGCCAGGGCCACCCUCAGGCUUACCAGGGUCCAGGAGCCGACGAUGAUGAGUGGGAUGAUGAGUGGGAUGACGUGAAGUCCACUGCAGGCUAUGCCGAGUCAGAAUCUGGAGAAAGCGGAGCAAUACAGAGAGGAGGAGCUCAUGCAACUUCAAUGAAAAUCUCCCUGAACAAGUUUCCUGGCUUCUCCAAGUCUGGUCCAGAGCUCUACCUCCUAUGCAAGCAGUUUGCCAAAGGCAAAGACAAGAUAUCGAUCUAUAUUGGAGAAGUUGGUCCAGUGUGGUCUUACCCAGAAACUCAGCUGGACUGUGUGGUGGCCGAUCCCAAGAAAGGCUCAAAGAUGUACGGCCUCAAGAGCUACAUCGAGUACCAAAUCACACCCAGUACCACAAACCGACCAGUCAAUCACAGGUACAAGCACUUUGAUUGGUUGUAUGAGAGGCUGCUUGACAAAUUUGGGUCAGCCAUCCCCAUCCCCUCUUUACCAGACAAGCAGGUCACAGGGCGAUUUGAGGAGGAGUUUAUUAAGAUGCGUAUGGAGCGGUUGCAGGGCUGGAUGACCAGGAUGUGUAGGCACCCGAUUAUUUCCAGCAGCGAAGUAUUCCAGACUUUUCUCACUUACAAGGACGAGAAGGACUGGAAGAUGGGGAAGAGAAAAGCAGAGAAGGAUGAGACGGUGGGAGUGAUGAUAUUCUCCACGAUAGAGCCUGAAGCACCAGACCUGGAUCCCGUGGAAGUGGAACAGAAAUGUGAGCAGUUCAGCAGGUUUACAAAAGCCAUGGAUGACGGAGUAAAGGAAAUCCUCACAGUGGGCCACGAGCACUGGAAGAGGUGUACAGGCCCUUUACCAAAAGAGUACCAGAGAAUCGGCAAAGCCUUCCAAAACCUCUCCUCUGUCUUCACCAGCAGUGGAUACCAAGGCGAGUCAACCCUCACUGAUGCCAUGACAGCAGCAGGCAAAACGUAUGAGGAGAUAGCUCAGUUGGUGGCAGAGCAGCCAAAGAAAGACCUCCACUUCCUCAUGGAGACAAACAAUGAAUAUAAGGGUCUCCUUGGAUGCUUCCCGGACACCAUCGGAGUCCAUAAGGCAGCCAUAGACAAGGUGAAGGAGGCCGACAAGCUGGUGGCCACCAGUAAAAUUACCCCUCAAGAUAAAGUCACCAUGGCUAAACGAGUCAGCACCAUGUCUUACACAUUACAAGCUGAGAUGAACCACUUCCAUAGCAAUCGUAUCUAUGACUACAACAGGGUCAUGCAGUUGUACUUGGAGGAGCAAAUCAAGUUUUACGAGACGAUUGCGGAGAAACUGAGACAAGCACACAGUCAGUUCACUACAAUGUGAAAACAAGGGCCUUCAGUCUCGCAAGAGGAGUUAAACCAGCUCACCAUCCAAAAUGUUUUUUUUUUUUUUUUGCUUACUCUGUGCUCUUUUCCCUCCCUAUAAUUUAAAUUUCACUUCCCUCUUGCUCUCACUCUUACCUCCCUCAUCUUUGUUGCUCAUGGCAACAGUCCCGGUUCAUGGUGUCACUUGCAUGCACAGCUCCCAGUAGAAGUUAAUGUGCAGCAGCUGAAAAGGCUUUGACAUCAGUGUGUGUGUGGUUUUUUUCUUUUAAGUGCCAGCAAUGAGAGCAGAACAAGACGCAGUAUUUACACACACACCCUUUCUUCUGUCCAAGCUCUGCAGCCUUUGACACAGGAAGUGACAGAGUCACAGUUUGUGGCCAUGAAUCGCUACAAUGCGAGUGAGUCCAAGCUUCUCAAACAUGGUGCAGAGUUUUUCAGCUAUGGGUGCCAUCAUAUGCUCACAUUUUAUCUGCCAGUUUUAAGCAAUACUCUGCAGUUUUUCUAUUCAUUUUUCCAUGUUAAAAAUAGUAAAAGAAAUGGUUUGUACACAUUCUGUUGUCUGCACAGUGAUGUAGUGAUGCACUGACACCGAAAAACCAAAGCCGUCAGCCCUUGUUGGGUUGAUAUCUGAAUGCAACAUUGACAGCAAACCAGAGCUUUACUGUCUUUUCUUCACCCAACAUUAAGCCUGUCUAAAUGAUCAUACUAGUAUCACUAACGCUUGAGCGAGUCCUAACAUCUUCAGUCGACCAUUCCUUUCUGAAUCCGAGUCUUGGAAGAGCUGAGAAGAGGCAGAGUGUGUGUCCUGUGUGUGUCCACCCUAGUGCCCUUUCAUCCUGCACUUCCUCAAGAGCUAACAGGAAGCUCCACCUCCUUCCUGUCUUGCUCAUGUGCCUUGCCCCUUUGAGAAAAUAGAAAUGGUUCACUAAGUUGCCUUCCCCCUCUCCCAGCCUACGUAUCAUGAUAGUGCAGUUUACAUUUGAGGAGAGCAGACAAACUGGCAUAAAUGACACAACUCAAGUUGGGGUUCAUAUUUUUAAGCGCUGGUGGUGGUGGUGGUGGUGGUGGCGGUGGCGGUGCCAAACAUGAUUUCGCUCUCCUGGUUCUCCUGAAGAAUAUUUGUGUUUGUUUUGUUUUGACACGAUUACGGUGUUUUAUAUGAAGGUCUAACUGUAAUGUUAAAUGUAAGAGUCUGUACUAUAAGGAGAGUUUGGGAUGGAGCCAUGGAUUAUGUCAUGUAUGCAGUUUUGCUUUUGAUUUUCACCGCUCAGUUUUCAAUCAGUCUCUAAUCUUGUUCACUCUUCUUUCUUAUCACUUGAGACAUGAAAAAUAUUCAGAUAUAUAUAUAUAUAUAUGAAUAUUCUAUUAGACCAUUCAGGUUCUUCUUGUCAUUGAGAUACUAUUUUAUGUAUAGAAGUAUUUGCAAUACAGUGUAACUCAAAGAGGAGCAGAAAUUCUGUUUGAUUUAUUAAACAAUGAUUUGUACUCAU
Molecule: messenger RNA, 3611 nt
Organism: Scatophagus argus
Lineage: Eukaryota; Metazoa; Chordata; Actinopteri; Scatophagidae
Gene: snx9b
Product: sorting nexin 9b
Exons: 19
Coding region: 272-2119 (615 amino acids)
Biological process (GO): mitotic cytokinesis; endocytosis; endosomal transport
Cellular component (GO): plasma membrane; cytoplasmic vesicle
Molecular function (GO): protein binding; phosphatidylinositol binding
Source: RefSeq, a predicted model, not a curated record